Molecule: messenger RNA, 1191 nt
Organism: Drosophila kikkawai
Lineage: Eukaryota; Metazoa; Arthropoda; Insecta; Diptera; Drosophilidae
Gene: Slbp
Product: Stem-loop binding protein
Biological process (GO): mRNA transport; mRNA 3'-end processing by stem-loop binding and cleavage
Cellular component (GO): cytoplasm; histone pre-mRNA 3'end processing complex
Molecular function (GO): mRNA binding; histone pre-mRNA stem-loop binding
Source: RefSeq, a predicted model, not a curated record
GCCACCACCUGGCCACACUGGACUGGCCUGCAUCACAACAAAAAACGCGCGAAGCAGUCGUCGGGCACAAAACAUUGCGGUGAUAACAACAUCCUCGCAGCGAAAUACAGCAUCCUCCAGAUCAGCAAACACUUGCAACACCAACACAGUACAAAGAUGCUCUGCGAGGACCAACUAAUGUCCGUGGACAACACACCGAUAAAGGGCUCCGCCAGCCUGAAUUCCUCGGCGUCUUCCAUCUCGAUCGAUGUGAAGCCCCAGAUGCAAAGUUGGGCCCAGGAGGUCCGGGCUGAGUUUGGCCACAGCGACGAGGCUUCCAGCUCCCUGAAUAGCAGCGCUGCCAGCUGCGGUUCCUUGAUCAAAAAAGAAGCGGUCGAGGUGAAACAGGAGAACGCCGAGGGGAUCACAGACCGUGAGAUGGCCUUCGAGUUCCUGGACGGCGUCAACGAGGAGAAAUUCGAGAGACUGGUCAAGGAGGAGAAGCUAAAGACGCCGUUCAAGCGUCGCCACUCGCAAACACCGCCCAGCAACGAGGAGAACAGCCGCUCAAACAGUCCGAACAGCAGCAGCAACUCCUCGGCCAACGGCGAUGCCAUGGCUGCCACUGGUAAGGGCGGCCACAAUCCCCGUCAGCGCAACUUCAGGGGCCACAAGGAGGAGAAGCGCGUGCGCCACAAUAGCUACACAUCCUCCACCUCAUCCUCGUCCUCCUACACCGAAGCCGACCCGGCUGUGCUCGCCCGCCGCCAGAAGCAAAUAGACUACGGCAAGAACACAGCGGCCUACGAACGCUAUAUGGAGAUGGUGCCGAAGGCGGAGCGCGGCCGCGAGCAUCCGCGCACGCCCAACAAGUACGGAAAGUAUAGUCGCCGGGCCUUUGAUGGUCUGGUGAAGAUCUGGCGCAAGAGUCUCCAUUUCUACGAUCCGCCCACUCAGUCCAAACGUGGCGAGGGCAACAACGACUCCGACUCGGAUUCGGACUAGGAUCUUGUUUUCCGGGGCCGGGCUUCAAUGUUAAAAAAGAAAGGGGAAUCUAUACCUGCUUACCAAGUAUCUUUCUAAGUACAAAAACGUAGCUAAACCUAAAAAUUAUGAAUCAAACGCGCAUUUUCAAGUUACAAGAGUCGUGUGCGAAGAGAAUAUUGUUACCACAGAUGUUUCGUUGAAUAAAAAAAUGGCGUCGUUACAAGA